CCAUAUUUUGCAGUUAAAUUCAAUGCAAUCAUAUCAAAUAACUUGGGACAUUUAUUGGAUUAUUUUAUUUUUCCAGGGAGAGUUUGGCAGUUACCUACCGGGAAUGUGUUGAGCCCCAGUAAACAACCAUCGAAGUACCAGUGUAAGAUAUGUCUCCGAUACUACACGAAAAGUAGCAGCCUGAAAUAUCACAUGAACACUCACACAGGACUUAAGCCUUACGUGUGCAGCGUGUGUAACAAAGGAUUCCCUCACCCUAGCAACCUACUACAACAUAACAAGCGUUACCAUGGAAACACGAUGGAGACUAAUAACUGAUGCACUUAUGCUUGACUUGACGUUUUAAGCACUUAACUUAGUAAAAUAUAUCACAAGAUGAGUGUCCCUUCCUUUAAACUAAAACCAAAUUUCGAGCUUUAAAUCCACGAGUGAUAUAUUUUGCAAACAAAUCAUUGAGUUUAGUGCUUAAAUCCUUUUCUCAUAUGAGAGAACAAUUUUACCAAACGAAAGGGCAGAUAGUCCGUUUUGACAAGACACAUUUUUAUCACCUUAUGAAUGACUGUACUAUUCAUUCAGGUGCUAGCUAGAUAUUCGAGUUUUAGAAAGAAAGUUAUGAAUGAUGAACAGGGCGCCAUAUUGAUAUAAUAAUGAAUGUCACCGGAGUCUAAAAAUAGCCAUGCUUGAUUAUUGCAGAUUAUUUGAAAUACUGUGUUCUGAUUGGUCGGGACUUGAUAUAUCAGGACGAGCUAUAUAAGAUUGUAACUGUAGAUAUGGUGAAUUGGGGGUCAAAUCUGAGCUAAGUUGAGGCGGUGUUAUUUAAUUUAUAUUCAGCUUAUAAUAUCUUUAGUAACUCAAAAA
Molecule: messenger RNA, 858 nt
Organism: Owenia fusiformis
Lineage: Eukaryota; Metazoa; Annelida; Polychaeta; Sabellida; Oweniidae
Source: the annotation of a GenBank genome assembly